UCCUCAUUCACUCAUCACACAAAUGGGCUGCAACCAAAGCACCAGCAAAGACGUCGACGACUCGGCUCGCGUCCGCGCACCCACUUCGUCCGUUGCACAGCAAUCGCAGCGCCACCAGACGGCAGCACAGGACGCCCCCAGUCGCGCGUCCGCAGCAGGCCAGACCGCCGCCGCUGCAUCCCCUGCCCGCGCUGUCCCCGCUGGAAAGAAGUCCGAAGGCAGCUCGUAUCUGAGCAAAUCCGAGCACGACCGAAAGCUCAUCAUGUCGGGCGAAUUCUACAAGCUGAUUAUCGACCGCACUGCCGGCAACUUUAUCGAUGUCAUGCGUGAUGAUGAUGUCACCUUGAUCAGCAACGUAACGGCAUUCGAUCGCUCCAAGCAAUACAACGCCGUCUUGGCACAAAGCAAGGUUGGUGACUCUGGCGCGCUCGUGUUCGACCUGCCCACACCGUCCAAGACGGUCACCGGCCCCGCUGCUGUUGAUCUGCUUGCGGCACCAGCUCUUUCUAGCAGUGAUAAGGAUUUGAUUCACUCGGUCGCUUCGGCAAUCGAGAAGGGCAACAAGCAAGUUGCAGUUCGAUUCUCGGAAAGUAUUGUUGCAUCGCUUCCUACCAUCUAACCAUCGGGCAAUGGAAGUUACAGGGACUGUUCAUCCCCUGGCGUUAUUGGGUUUUGUGUGUGUGCCUCUAUUGCAGUUUUCUUGUUUGUUCGUUCUCAAAGUUAUGAUUUUUACAUGUUGUUGGUUUUUUUGAUUUCGAUUCAAAAACAUCUCUCAGUGGUAUGCUCUUUUUGAACUUGUUGAUUCCAAUUCAAAAUACAAGUCCGCUUCGUCACUCUGCCCACUGGCUUCCCCAUCGACGCACGGCAGUCGAGCAGUCUUGGAAUCUUGUGACGGCAUCCACGAUCUGGGCCGGCUCCACCAUCAUUCGCAUCAUGCGGUACUCUUUGGGCACAUGGAAGGCGUUUGGAUGCACUGGCUUGAUGAGUUCGAUCGCUUGCAAAUGCUCAAAUGCCUGUGGUUCAUUGAAAUUGUGGCAUGAGUCUUGCUGUUUCGUGAUCGCCUGGGCCAACGCGUUGUGGUCACGCUUGUUGGUCUCACUCACCUUCAGAGAUACAGGCUUGCUAAAAAAGUCGAUAACGUGCACAUUCGAGUUUGCAAAAGCCUUGUACUCUUCGUACACCAUUUCAAAGUUGAAGGGCUCGAGCACCCCGACUUUGACUUGAACGUGGUUGAUCGCAAUCAUGAGGCAUAGUUCCAAAGUCGAGAGACCUGUGCGAUUGAAAUUCGCAAAAAAUGAACAAAACAAUAAAAGC
Messenger RNA from Capsaspora owczarzaki ATCC 30864, 1314 nucleotides. RefSeq lists its product as hypothetical. The coding region runs from base 23 to 619 and encodes 198 amino acids. NCBI's taxonomy places the organism in Eukaryota, Filasterea, Ministeriida, Capsasporidae. The transcript is spliced from 6 exons. The record is from RefSeq and is a predicted model, not a curated record.